AUGCGGUGGGUCCAAUUGCUUUGCCUUUUUUCGCUAUCGCUGCGAAUUGCAAGCGCCUGGGGCGUGAAACCCAAGGUGAAAUAUAGCACUUUUGAAAAUCUUCCCAAGGACCUGAUCUUCUUCGAGGAUUCAACAAAUGUGAUCUACCACGAUCAUGGCUCGGAGGAUCAUGUAUUUUUCUCAACAAACUCUGGGGAAACAUUUACGCCUUUGAAAGACCUAAAACUAGAGGGUGAUAUCAUUCAGAUUGUUGUUCAUCCUUUUGAGAAGACGAGAGCCUAUAUCCUUACAAACUCAAUUACCCACUAUCAGACAGAGGACUCGGGAGUCACCUGGACUAGCUUCAAAACUCCCGAAAUACCAGGCGAAGACUCUAUACCGUCAUUGCGCUCCAGAGAGGGCCCUCUCAUGUUUAAUUCCCGCAGAACAGAUAACCUGCUUUUUGCCGGCUCCUGCGCGAAGCCAGACGAUGAAUGGCCCUGUGAGCGAACAUACUAUAACUCCGUUGACGGAGGUGCUAGUUUCAACGUGAUGACUCUGGCACAUUCCUGUAUUUUUGCUGCGAGUGCACAAAAUCUCAGCUUCAAAGAUUCUGACGAAAAGGCCGCAAAUGCUGUUCUGUGCGCCGCUUCUACGCCUCAAGAGAAGGACGGACUGGCGUUGGUUCUUUCGUAUGACUUCUUUGAUAAAGAGCCGAACUUUGUGUUUGUAGAUGGAGGAAUUGUUACCGGGGUGAGCAUACUUGGGUCAUCUGAUCAUUAUAUUCUUGCUGUGGGAUCGCACAUGGUGGAAAGUGGGAGCUUUGCCUAUUUGUCAUACGAUGCCAGGACUUGGACGAAGAUCGAAAUUCCGCAUCUCCCUGAAGCCAGUUUUGAGGACAGUCUUGUACCCCAAAUUCCCCAAAUUUUACAGAGCUCAGAAGGAACAUUGCUGAUUAGUGUUAACGAUGGAGGAGACGCGGUGUCACUUUAUGGAACCAGUCAAGGUAGCACUGAGGGCUCCUACCUGUACUUCAAACCCAGACUGGAGAAACUAAGUUUCACAAUCCUGAAUGGCUUUUCUUUGCACUAUGAGUCAAUUGAAGCUCUCAGUGGUGUGGCCAUUGCAAACACAGAAAAAGGGAGUACUAUGAUCACUCUCGACAAUGGUAUAAGAUGGGAACGUCCUACUCUGAAAAAUUGUGAUAAAUCCGGUGCACAUUGCUUUGUGAACCUCUACUUCAGUUUUCCAGAAAAUCAGUUGUUUACCAAGCCAAGAAUGUUUUCAACGAAAAUCCCCGGUUUGCUCUUGGGAGUUGGUAGUGUUGGUGAGACUUUAAAGGAGAUUGAGGAUUGCGACACUUUUGUCUCCUGGGAUGCCGGUUUAACCUGGACCAAAACGCUGGAUGGUCCUCAUCUUUUUGAGGUUGGAGAUUCUGGAGCAGUGAUAGUUGCUAUUACCGAACUUGAUAACGAGGGAGUAGUGAAGUUUUCGCUAGAUUUUGGUCAGACGUGGUCCGAGAUUAAGCUGCAACACAAGUUGAGACCAGAAUAUAUCACCACCACUGUGGAUUCAACCUCGUCGAGUUUCCUUAUAGUUGGACAUGAAGUAGAAGGCAGCAACAAGAUUUUGACUGUUUUCCUGGAUUUUGAAAAGGCCUACAAAUCCAACUGCAAAGCUCGUGAUUUCGAGACUUGGUAUCUAUGGAAUGCAGAUUCCAAGCCGGUCUGCAUGAACGGUCACAAAUGGGCAUUCCAGAGAAGAAAAACAGAUGCAAAAUGUUCAGUUAAAAGACUUUUCAAAGAGCCUGAACUUAUUGAAGAAAAUUGUCCAUGCGAGAUUUCUGAUUAUGAGUGUGCUUUUGGAUUCCACACCAACUCUGAAGGUGAUCAAUGUGUGGCUGAUAUUAUGGACUCAUCCCCCAAAGCCCCAGCUGGUUGCGAAAAUGAUGAAAAAACCCACAUGGUUCCGUCUGGGUUCGUUCUUACCCAAGCCAACAAAUGUGACCCCAAGAGCGGACUCGAUCUGCUGAAACCUGUUGAAGCCAAAUGUCCCACUUAUUCGGAUGGGACUGAUGAGCAUAAGGUACCAGCCCCAGCAGUUGGUGAUGGGUCUUCUAAUCCAGAUGAAAAGGAAGGGAACCCUGAAAAUGCCGAGGAUGGGAAUGACGACGGAAAGGUCAAGACAUUGUUUUACACGUUCAAGGGAAAAACCAGGGAGUACAUUUAUUUGAGAAGUGACAAUGCCGACCCAGCAAAUUCUGACGAAACCGUGAUUGUACUGACUGACAGCAACGAUGCAUAUGUCUCCCAUGACCAGGGUUCAACCUGGGAACAGGUAGCACCUGGUGAAGAGAUUUUGGCAGUCUUUUUGAAUCCUUCUUUUGCUGAUGAUGUCUUUCUUCUUGCAGCUAGUGGUAAGCUUAUCUAUUCGCUUGAUAGAGGAGACAACUGGAAGUCAUUCAAGCUUCCAUCCAUGCCCAAAUACGGCCCAUCUCCACUGGUAUUUCACCCACUCGAACGCUCGACAUUAUUGUUUCUUGGACAGGAAAAUUGUGAAACUUCAUCUUCCAAGGAUUGCCAUUCGACUUUGUAUAUUACUAAGUCGUAUGGCCAAUUGUGGACUCCAAUAGAGGAGAAUAUUGAGUCGUGCAUUUUCCCUGGAUUUUGGGGAUCCUCAAAAUCCGAUAACACAAUUGUGUGUGAAAAAUCUGGAGAUGACAAAAAGAUCCCGUCAUCGCUGGUCGUGACUACUGACAACUUUAGCUCGCAAAAGGAGCUUUUGACUGGUGUUGUAGGGUUUGCUGAGGUUUCUAGGUACCUUGUAUCGGCUGUGGUUGACGAUAACUCGUUGACUCUCAUGGUAUCCGCGGACGGGUCUGACUUUGACCCGGCAGAGUUCCCUGUGAGGUUCAAUAUCGACAAAUCGCAGGCCUAUACAACCCUUUCUGACACGGACGAUGCAAUCCUAGUACAUGUGACGACUAAUACCAAGCCAGGUGCGGAGUUUGGAACACUUCUGAAGUCAAACAACCUGGGAUAUUUUUACUCUGUGUCUCUGGACUAUGUGAAUAGAGACUCUGCUGGAUAUGUGGAUUAUGAGAGAAUGCCAGGAAUCGAGGGAGUUCUCGUUGUUAAUACAGUUUCCAAUCCAGCCAAGGUUAAGAAGGGAGCAAAGAAGGCCCUCAGGACCAUGAUCACACACAACGAUGGUGGAAGAUGGCGCUAUCUCCAGCCUCCUGAAACAGAGCUUGACGCCGGUGGAGUAUGUUCUGGUAAAUCUCUGGAAGAAUGCUCGCUUAAUUUGCACGGAUUUACUGAGAGAUCGGACCUCAGAGACACCUUCUCCUCGGAGAGUGCCUUGGGAAUGAUGAUUGGAGUUGGAAACGUGGGAGAAAAAUUAACUCCGUAUCACGAGGGAAAUACUUAUAUGACCAUUGAUGCUGGUAUCACCUGGAAACAGAUCAAAAAGGGCGUAUACAUGUGGGAAUAUGGAGACCAUGGAUCCGUGAUUGUCUUGGUGAAUGGCAAGGACACCACUGAUACCCUUUCCUAUUCUAUUGAUAGAGGAAUGACGUGGGUUGAUUACAAGUUUUCCAACCAAAAAGUGAAAGUCCAGGAUAUAUCCACUAUACCGUCAGAUAUGUCGUUGAAAGUUUUGUUGUUCACCAAGGUUACUAUUGAUUCGGGCGAAAAGACUCGGAUUUUUCAGUUGAACUUUGAGAAGCUCUUUGAUAGAGAGUGUUCAGGCAAAGAUGAAGACUUCGAGCUGUGGUCUCUCAACCCGCCUUUUCAAAAUGGCAACUGUCUACUUGGAACGGAUGCCAGCUAUAAGAGAAAGAAAACGGGAAGAAUGUGUUACGUUGGGAAAGACAUGGUAGAGAGUUCGGCUUCUUCAAUCUGUGAGUGUUCCGCCGAGGAUUUUGAAUGCUCCUUCGGCUAUCACCCAGAUGGAGAAGGGAAUUGCGUUGAGGAUGAAAAGAUCUCGAGUUCUGAUGUUUGUUUCGACGACGAUAUAAUAUCGUACACACCGGGUGCGCCUUAUAGAAAGAUUCCAUCGUCGAAGUGCGAAGGAGGUCUGAAACUCGACCAAUCAGUGACGAUACGAUGUCCACACGGGUCUGUUUCAGGAUCUUUCAUCAUGGCAUUUGUGUUAUUCAUGGUCAUUGUCUUGGUCCUCGGAGCAUUGGUUUAUGCUGUGUUCGUUUACCAGCACUACCGCAAGACUUACGGGGUAAUUAGACUCGACGAUGACGGCACUUUCGAUUUUGAGAAUCACGGUGUGUUUGAAAACGCCAAUGCCGUAAUAGCUUCGGGAAUUAUUGCUGGAGUGGCUCACGCCGUGCAAUUUGCACAUAAGACCCGUGAUCAGAUUGGUCUCUGGUUGGGCAUGCUGGUGAAUAGAGUCACCGGAAGAGAUUACCAGUUUGUGAACUCUUUUGAGGGUUUAGGCAGUGCUUACGUAGUGGCGGACGAUUAUGAUGACGAUUUGUUUGGUGAUACCUUUGGAGACGAUGCCACCGAACUUGAGCACGAGUUGAGUGACGACGAAGACGGGGAUCUCGCCAACUUUCGCAGGUAA
This is a messenger RNA of Kuraishia capsulata CBS 1993, 4560 nucleotides long. RefSeq lists its product as uncharacterized. Gene Ontology annotation, cellular component: Golgi apparatus; membrane. Gene Ontology annotation, biological process: Golgi to endosome transport; Golgi to vacuole transport; protein targeting to vacuole. The record is from RefSeq and is a predicted model, not a curated record. Gene Ontology annotation, molecular function: protein binding. Bases 1 to 4560 code for a protein of 1519 amino acids. The transcript is spliced from 2 exons. Lineage: Eukaryota; Fungi; Ascomycota; Pichiomycetes; Pichiales; Pichiaceae.